Molecule: messenger RNA, 2074 nt
Organism: Papilio machaon (common yellow swallowtail)
Lineage: Eukaryota; Metazoa; Arthropoda; Insecta; Lepidoptera; Papilionidae
Product: cytosolic carboxypeptidase 6
Exons: 12
Coding region: 20-1843 (607 amino acids)
Biological process (GO): proteolysis
Molecular function (GO): zinc ion binding; metallocarboxypeptidase activity
Source: RefSeq, a predicted model, not a curated record
UUCCGCAUCAGUCGGAAAUAUGGAAGCCUUGGUUGACGACCUGGAUCAUACAACCAUAUACAAAAGGAAUCAAGACUAUAGCGAAGAGAGCGACGGAGAAGGCGGUCUUGGAAAUCUGAACCGUCUGAUAGUCCGUCCGCCGGGGCAUAGCGGUAAGGCGAAGCGCGGUCACUUGUGUUUCGACGCGGCGUUCGAGUGCGGCAACCUGGGCAGAGCGGAUCAUAUCACAGAAUUGGAAUACGAUCUCUACAUCAGACCGGACACCUGCCGGCCUAGGGCCAGGUUCUGGUUCAACUUUACAGUGGAAAAUGUUAAACAGGACCAGAGAGUCAUUUUUAAUAUUGUUAAUUUUGGCAAAGAAUUUACGUUAUACGAUAAAGAUAUGACACCACUGGUUAGAUCAACUUCGCGGCAAAAAUGGCAGAGAAUACCGAGACGACUUAUAUUCUAUCACAAAUCACUAGUACAUCGAGGUCGCAAGAUCCUUAGCCUAGCGUUUGGAUUCGAUCGUGAAGAAGAUGUGUAUCAAUUCGCUGCUGCAGCGCCGUACUCGUACUCGCGGCUCCAGAAAUAUUUAGUCACGUGGCAGAAAAAAGCAGAGAACUUCGCCACAAGGGAAACAAUCGCACAAUCAACGCAAAAACGUCAAAUUGAUCUGAUCACGAUUGGAGAUUUAAAUGUAAAGGAACCGGAAAGUAAAGAGGAAAACUUGACAAAAACAAAGAGCAGUGAGAUCAAGAAGCGAGUAGUGUUUGUGAUGGCACGGGCUCACGGCGGGGAGCCGCCUGCGUCUUACAUCUGCCAAGGUUUGUUGGAUUACAUCAUUAGUUCUGCAGAGAACGCGUCUGCUAUAAGGGAUCAUAUAGUAAUUCAGGUGGUGCCAAUGUUGAACCCCGACGGUGUGUUCCUGGGCAGUCAGCGCGCCGAUCUGCUCGGCUCCGACCCCAACCGCAGCUGGCACCGCACUACCACCUUCGCGCAUCCACCACUUGUCGCAGUUAAAGAACAUAUACGGAAAAUUACUAGUGAAAAGAAACUUCAGUUGGACUUCAUAAUCGACAUCCACGCGGACAUCAGUCACGAAGGUGUCUUCGUGCGAGGCAACUCUUAUGACGACGUGUACAGGUUCGAGCGUCACGCGGUGCUGCCGAAGUUCCUGUCGCUGCGACUGGAGGCGUGGCGGGCGGAGCAGUGCGUGUACAACGCGGAGCCGGCGCUGGCCGGGAGUGCGCGCCGCGCGCUGCCACCGCCCGGCGUUGACGCAUACACACUCGCCGUCUCGCUGGCCGGCAGGCGGCUCAGCCCCACCGGGCCCUAUAUACAUUAUACUGAAGAUGCUUAUGCAAGGAUAGGGAGGGGCGUGGUGAAAGCUCUGUGCGACUACUACCGCCAUAUAGGCGUAGUACCGCCGCGGGUGGGCGCGCCCAGGAAGCAUCGCGAGACUCGCAGUCGGCGUCGGCGCAGACGCGCGCACUAUGAACGCGAAAGAUCAGUUAGUUGGUCCCCCGAGCGGCGUGUGCUGGCGGCGCGCGUGCUGUCGCCCCCGCUGCCGCAGACCUCGGCCGCGCCGCGUGCACUACCGCCGCGCACAGCACGACACUCCGUGCUGCGAGCACGUCCACAACCCCCACUUCAUGAUAACUUGCUCCCAAUCAUUACUGGCACAGCAGUGCGUACGCCGCGUCUGUCCGUUGUGGACAUGAGCGCGUACAUCCGCACGCCGGCGUCGCCGCAGCGGCCGCGCUUCUCCGGCUCCAGGUUCCACACCAAGCACGCUCUGCGACGAGCGCGCCCGCGGGACAUCACCAGUGAUGAUUACGACACUCACGAAUCAGACUCAUAGCAAAUACUCUAUAGACCUUUGAGAACAAGGGGCCAGUAUUCAGUUCUUUACAGAGAACUGUGGAGCCCAUAUACUUUGUAAGAUUUUAUAAAACGGAGAUUCUUAAGAGCCCCAAUAUCAUAUAUCGCACGAAUGUGAAGAUUAGCUUGAAGAAUACAGAAUGCGGACGUGAAGUGUCAAUUUCGCGUUUCGUUUGAUAAGUGUGCGGUCCGGAGGCCUAAUUUUAGUCCU